Messenger RNA from Knipowitschia caucasica, 261 nucleotides. NCBI's taxonomy places the organism in Eukaryota, Metazoa, Chordata, Actinopteri, Gobiiformes, Gobiidae. The record is from the annotation of a GenBank genome assembly.
AUGCAUUCAGUGGAGCAUCCUCAGAGCCUCUACACACAGGCAAUGACGAUGCAGCCCCCCUCAGCCAAUCAGCCCCUCUCUCUCCCCUCACCGAGAUCCAAUGCCUCAGCCUCUCCUUCCCUGCUCGCUCCUCUCCACCCCUCCCCCAGCCUCAGCUGCUUCACAGGCGUCAUGCUUUUGGAGCUACAGCAAAGGGAAAUAACACAGGGUUUUUAUUGUCUAAACACCACCCGCCUGUCGUGGCCUCACCGUUGUCGCUAA